This is a messenger RNA of Cyphomyrmex costatus, 1549 nucleotides long. RefSeq names its product serine/threonine-protein kinase fray2. The transcript has a single exon. The record is from RefSeq and is a predicted model, not a curated record. Gene Ontology annotation, molecular function: 5'-3' exonuclease activity; 3'-5' exonuclease activity. Bases 359 to 1183 code for a protein of 274 amino acids. Lineage: Eukaryota; Metazoa; Arthropoda; Insecta; Hymenoptera; Formicidae.
UGCAAUAGUUGCUGCUUUCUCUACCGAAUACAGCUGCUGCAAAACAGUGCGAUUACCAUGCUGAUCUGUUAAACCAGUUAAACCAUAGCUUGAUGAUCGCAGGCAAUGCCCUUGAUUCGAUGUAAAAAUAUCCUCUCUGAUUCGUCGUAUAUCUGUUACCAUUUGUCAUGUCUACAUUAUGCUCUCUUGCUCCAUAAGUCCGCCUGUCUCUCUCGUAAAUGCACACUAAAAAAUAAAUAGAUAAAAAAGAAAAAUGCCCAAGUCAUAUGAAGGCGGGAGGAUCCAGAACAAGCCAUAUACUCAUGGAAGGCAGUUUCUAUCCUUAUAGGUCCAUCCUUCGGUACGACCCACCAGCGUGAUGGACUCAAAGCGGUACGAACGCAGCGCCAGAUCGAAUACCGAAUCGCCACCCACUCCGCCCUCGCCUCCCAUGUAUAGCACAGGUUACACCACGACACAUGACAGCCACAAGAGCAGAAUCGCAGGUACGCGGCGUUCGCCUUCACCUGCCCUGGAUUACCAUCGAAGCAGUAGAUCCUCACGGAACGACUCCCCACUCCAGGAGCGACGUAAGCGCCGUCGUAGCGGCUCCAGGUCGUCCCCAGUCCGCUCCCACAGACGGUCCAGGUCCAAUGAUAGAGACAGGGAUCGCGACAGAGAAAGAUCACGCAAGUACUCAAGAAGAGACAGAUCGCGUUCGAGAUCACAUGGUAGGUCUCGUUCGAGAGACAAGAAACGAAGUCGCAGUCGUAAUCGCAGCAGAGAUAGAGACAGGCACAGGUACAGCCGCAGGCACCAUACCAGGGGAACCUCGUAUGAAUCCGAUGCCUUAGAGGAGCAUGGAGAGUUACACCAAACAGCUGCUGUUGUCCCACAACCCAAUGCCUUCAAAAAUGACGGUAGUUUUAUGGAGAUGUUCAAGAAGAUGCAGGAGCAGAUGCAACCUACCAUGCAAAAACCCACUACUUCAGUACUGGAGGAAAAGCCUGUGGUGCCGCCGCCGUUGAUGGUGGGCAAGAGGAGGGGUGGUAGGAUCUUAAAGACUGGUAUGGUAGCGAAACCAAAGACAGAACAGACAACAGAACAGCCAAAGGACGCGUGGUCCUUGUAUAUGGCAGAAGUAAAGAAGUAUCGAGAGGUUUGCUGCCAGGAGGAGGAUAACACGCGACCGUUGGUUAAAUAGCUUCGACAAUUCGUCUUUACGUACUUUGGCUCAUUAUUUUCCUUCUAAGACACUUAUAGUUGAUAGUUAAUUCUUAAAGCAACAGAUACUUCUCGAAUGCACCUUUCGUUCAUUUUGUUUUGCUAUGAACUUUUUACGUUCAUUUAAGAUAAAAUUUAUUUUUCAACGAUCUGAACGAAAGAGAACAAGUGCCGUGAGAAACGGACUCAUUUGUGAUAUAGUGUCGUGUAUGUGUGUGUGCGCUUUGAGAGACGAAUGGACAAGAGCAAGAGAGAAAUGAUAGAAUUUACAUUUAUGGGCAAAUAAAGGGGCUUAAACAAGGGAGGGAGAGAGAAGGUGAAAUGCUACACAAAUUCAUGCUGAAAU